AUGUUUGCCCAGCCACUGCUCCUCUCCCCUUGUAUUUGCAGCUGCAUCAAGCCACUGCUAUCUGUAUCGCGGGAGCACCGCUGUUCCCUGCGAGCGACUGACAGAUAUUCCCUUCUUUCAGCUACGAUCGAUCUCGCGGAGAUGUUCAACGACCCGCCGCCGCCGUAUGAUGCGAGCGCGAGGGAGCCUGGCGCGUCUCCACCUUGGCAUUUUGCUUCGCUCCCCGACGUCAGCUGUGUCUCGAUCCCCGACGUUCGCUAUUUCUCGUUCUCCUGCGUCAGCGGCAUCCCGUUCGCCGCCUUCAGCGGUGUUUCGUUCGCCACCUUCAGCGGUGUCUCGUUCGCCGCCUUCAGUGGUGUCUCGUUCGCCGCCUUCAGGCAUUUCUCGUUCGCUUCCUUCAGCUUCGCCGAUCCAAGAAACGCCUCGCGUGCCGAACUCGGACAUUCCUCGUCGACCCAGCAGAAUCGUGCUCCGGCCAUCAAUCCAUCGACGUCAGAUCUACCUCGCGCAUCGAGCACAGUCCCGCUCCGGCCAUCAACGUCAGACCCAUCGCGCUCACCCACCCUGGCACCGGCGCGGUCACCAGCCUCAGCCUCGUUCCACGCUCUUGGCGCGCGGUCCUCCGCGGACGUGGACGUGGACGUAGCCGUCGCCGGGCCUUCGCAGUACCAGAUCGGCGCGAAAACACUGGCGACCCCGCUCGUGACGGUGCCGUAUGCCAAGGCGCACCUGCGCCUGCUUGCCGCGUUCAAGGCUCUGCGCACUGCGGUCGAGGACAACGCGGGUGCCCGGCUCCCGGAGAUGGUGGCGGGCCUGGACGCUGCGCGGCGGUGGGCGUGGUUCGUCGGCCUGGCGGUCGACCGGUUCGAGUGCUGGGCGGACAGUGUCAGGCCGGGGUCGCUGAGGUCGUGGGUGCGGACGCAGCUCCCGCCGCUGGACGUGUUGAUGGUCUGGCACGCGUACAUGCUCAAUCCUCGGUGGUAUGCGGAGGAUUGCGAGCGCCUGCCGCUGAUGAAGACGUUGAAGGGCCUGGGUGAUAGACUCCUUCCUGCUGUGAUCGUGGCCGGAGAUCCAGCCGCAUACCAGCCAACAAGGGAGAGGCGAAUGUCUUGGCUCGCGGACACCGGCACGCAUUGGGACCCUCUUGAGGCGUCCCGAUACAUGACCCACCGUCGAGUGACGUGCCCGAAAUGCGCGCAAGACAUAGAAACGCCGUACAUGACCCGGGACGGGACUGGCUAUGCACAGCGCACAUUUGCCGUAACAUGCCCGUCGUGCAGGCUGACAGUCAGAAAGGCGGCCCUGGGGCUCGCGAAGUUCGCGGACGACCUCGUUUCGGACCACGAGACACCGCAUGUGGGGUUUGGCGUGUAUCUAGCCGGUACCUUGCACACGGAGGCGAAGACGACGGACGAGGAUCAUGCAACACGCAUCAAGAAUGCCUUGAUCCGCUCGAAGGCGCUGCGAUCACGCACGCAGAUUACUCGUACAGAGUGGAGGCAGGAGCUCAUGCGCAAGUUCAGAUACUCCACUGUAUCUCUACCGGCUGCAGCGUCGCUUCCGUUGCAAAGCAUGGGUGGCACACGAACCGUUAUCAUGUCAAGGAGCAACCGGAUACUAAGCGCGUACACCGACGACAGACCGUUCUCAUUAGAUCUGGUCGGUGCGGUCAUCCGACAAGGAUCCUUCAUCGACAAGAUGCACGCCUUCGGUUGGACACAACCGGGUUUCGCCGAUGAGCCCCAGGAUGAAGUGGUCUUGGUCCAUGCUAUCGCGAGGUACCAUGCUGGGGUGCUCAUGUCCAGUUUCCUCGAUUUGAUGGCGUCCACCCCGGCGUCGCUUUUUGUGCCUACUCUAGAUAUUGACCUUGCAUGGCAUUCCCAUCAACUUAUGGCAAGGAAGUACUCGGCCGACUGUUUCCGUACUGUUGGCCGUUUCGUCGACCAUGACGACAAGGUUGAAGAGAACUUCCUGGCAAUGUCGUUGGAUAUCACUUGUCGUGCUUGGGAGAUCGAUAUUGACAACCGCACUCUCCAGCAACGCUUUCGCGUCCCGUACAUGCAUUGCGGCUGCCCUCUGCCCGGGGACACAGUUGGCCAGCGCCUCGGCCAUCUCUCGCGCAUCCUCAAAGGCAAUACUACGCACGAGGACAUCAACCCGCCACAUCGGAACGACGCGUUCAGGGCGACGCAUCCGAGCGAGCAUCCCGCAAUCCAGGGCGGGCGGCGGGGCGUGCUACCGGACCAUGCGCGCAGCCGGCGCGAGGUGCGCGAGGCAAAGAUGCGUGAGCGGCGUGCGCGCGAUGCGGAGAAGGUACGCCGGGGCAAGAUGGACAUGGCGGUUUUCCGCCGCGGGGAGGGGCACGACUAUCCGUUCUUGACGCCCGUGCCGUUCACGAUGCCUGUCACGGCGUGUAUUGCUGUAGGCAGUCAGCUGACGUGCGGUUCGGGCUCAUGUGCAGUGGGAGCUGGUAUGUGCGGAAGCACCGGCGACGCGACCUGUGGCAGCGGGUCGUGCUCGGGCGUGGCGUGCGCGUCGUUCAGCGGGGCCGCGCCGUGCGCGGCGGCGACACGAGGUGCUGCGUUUGCAGGAAUGCCGAUGGUCAGCAUGAUGUCGAGUGGCGGCGACGGAAGCGGCAGUCCUGCCCCCUCUUCCUCUUCCGAUAGCAGCAUUUCGGCCAGUGGGAGUGGCGUUACAGAAGGCGAUGGUGGAGGGCCCUCGUCUGCUGCUAUUUGUUUGGGCGGGUCCACGUCCGUGGCUGCAUGUGGAGCAGCGUCGUCGUCUGCAGCAGCUUGUGGUGGAGGAUCUGCGUCCGCCUGCGGGGGAGUCGGGUCUUGGAGUGAUGAUAUCUGA
Molecule: messenger RNA, 2853 nt
Organism: Postia placenta MAD-698-R-SB12
Lineage: Eukaryota; Fungi; Basidiomycota; Agaricomycetes; Polyporales; Adustoporiaceae
Exons: 16
Coding region: 1-2853 (950 amino acids)
Source: RefSeq, a predicted model, not a curated record